This is a messenger RNA of Lontra canadensis (Northern American river otter), 1112 nucleotides long. It is a transcript of the gene SH2D1A, whose product is annotated as SH2 domain containing 1A. Bases 231 to 617 code for a protein of 128 amino acids. Lineage: Eukaryota; Metazoa; Chordata; Mammalia; Carnivora; Mustelidae. Gene Ontology annotation, biological process: cell-cell signaling; cellular defense response. Gene Ontology annotation, cellular component: cytoplasm. The transcript is spliced from 4 exons. The record is from RefSeq and is a predicted model, not a curated record.
ACCUUGUGGCAAUAAGCAAGCCUCUGAAUUGCUGAGCUGGUUUUAAUUGAAGUGUGAAAGGAGGUUUUAAGGCAGAUAGACAACAUCCUGUUGUUCCGGCACUCCUCUCUCUUUUUCUGCACAUCUGGCUGAACUAGGAGUCAGGUGGCUGACUUGGGGCCCGGUUGCAGCAGCAGCGGCAUCUGCCUUCCACUGUCCCACGCCUCAGCGGCCUACGAGUCCACUAGGUCAUGGACGCAGUGGCCGUGUACCAUGGCAAAAUCAGCCGGGAGACGGGGGAGAAGCUCCUACUUGCUACGGGUCUGGAUGGCAGCUAUUUGCUGAGAGACAGUGAGACCGUCCCCGGCGUGUACUGCCUGUGUGUGCUGUAUCAAGGUUACAUUUAUACAUACCGAGUGUCCCAGACAGAAACAGGUUCUUGGAGUGCUGAGACGGCUCCUGGGGUUCAUAAAAGAUUUUUCCGGAAAAUAAAAAAUCUCAUUUCAGCAUUUCAGAAGCCAGAUCAAGGUAUUGUAAUACCUCUGCAGUAUCCAGUUGAGAAGAAGUGUUCACUUAGAAGUGCACAAGGUGCUACAGGGAGAAGAGAAGAUCCUGAUGUCUUCCUGAAAGCACCAUGAAGAAAAAUCAAAUACCUUGUACUUUAUUUUCUAUAAUUUAAAUAUAUGCUAAGUCUUAUAUAUUGUAGAUAAUACAGUUCAGUGAGCUACAAAUGUAUUUCUAAAACCAUCAUAGUCCUGUAAUGCAAGUAUCUAGUGUGAUGUAAAAGCUGAAAUGGACUUUGCCGAUAAUGUGGAGCUUUGAAAUAAGGUUAUUUUCAGUAUUAUUUACAAAUAGGAAAUGAUUUAAAGCAUAAUGAUACUUUAUAAAAGAUUAAUAUCAAUCCUUGCCAAAUAGAAAUUUAAAAAAUCCUGUUUUUUCUCAAAAGCAUCAUUUUUUAGUGAAAUAUUAUUCGACAGCUACUGAUUUUAAAAUGUCUUUCUUGAUUAGAUGGCAGGAAGCUGGUUUCUCGUCCCUCGUCUUUGUCAUGUGUGGUUCUAAUUAAGUAUCACGCUCUCCACUGGCUAUGGAGUUGUAGGGUGUUUGAGGAGUUAUGAAGUUGUGCGCUGUGUGUU